This is a messenger RNA of Sitophilus oryzae (rice weevil), 2370 nucleotides long. RefSeq names its product zinc finger protein on ecdysone puffs-like. Gene Ontology annotation, molecular function: zinc ion binding; nucleic acid binding. The record is from RefSeq and is a predicted model, not a curated record. The transcript is spliced from 11 exons. Gene Ontology annotation, cellular component: nucleus. The coding region runs from base 230 to 2014 and encodes 594 amino acids. NCBI's taxonomy places the organism in Eukaryota, Metazoa, Arthropoda, Insecta, Coleoptera, Curculionidae.
CGUAGUUGAUCGACAAACAGAAGCCGGAAGUCGGCACACGUAGAAACAUGACGUAGCUCGUCUCGUAGAUCGUAGAUCGUAGACCAUUUUAUAUCUCAGUUUUUGCAGCUUGGAGUCGUUUUCUUGGUGCUUUUUCGCGAAUUUCAAGUUUUCUGUCGUUUUUAAUAAGCGUUUCUCGCUAUUAGUUUCAUUUAUAAACUCGGGGUGUUGUUUUAUUUAAGUGGAGAUUAUGUCGAAUAGAAGAUUUGGCAAUGGCCACAGGGGCAACAAUCGUAGUUUUUCUCAACCUUUCCAAAGCGGCGUUAGUCCCUGGCAAGGGGGCAAUAUGAAUCAAGGCGGACUUAUGUCCCAAUUAUCCAAUCCGCAACUUGCUCUAGCUUUAAGUAGCUUACUUCAGCAACAACAGCCACAGCAGCCGCCGUCCUUACUUUCUUUGAAUACAUCUCCGGCUUUUUCUAAUAACCGAGAUUUCGGUCGCUUUGGUAACCGAAGCCGUGAUAUUAGACGUCAUGAGCCUUACAACAAGAACCGUGGGGGCUGGAGAUCAGAUAAAAGUCGCAAACGGUCACCAAAAAGAGAUGAGAAAAAGAACUUUGGUAAGAAGAAAGAAGACAAGAAGGAUUCCAAACCUAAAAAUGAUGAUUCAGCAGUGGUUGACUCAUCUGCAGAAGAUGGAGUGGAAGAUGAGAAAAAGGAAACUAAAAGAGAUUGGAAAGAUGAGAAAAAUACUGACGGCAAAGAUGAAAGUGGGGAUGAAGCACCAAAAGCUGAUGAUAAGGAGGGUCAGUUUGUUGGAAUUCCUCCCAAGUAUCUUAAUUGCUUUGUUUGUAACAAACAAAUGUGGGAUGGUGAAUCGAUGACAAAACAUGUGAGAGGUCGGGCUCAUCAUGAAAUGAUCAAGGCUUUUGAAGAAAGCAUUCAUCUUUGUGUUGAUAUUCUAAGAGAGAAUAUGCGUUUGGGAGAAGAACGCAAGAUGAUUGAAUUGAAUAGACAAAAUCGUUUGAAGAACUUUAAAGAUAGAAAUGCAUUUGUAGAGCCAAAUAGUCACUGUAAUAUGUGUGAUUUGAAGUUUUUGGGAAAAAUUAUGGUUCAUAGAAGGUCAGCUGGUCAUCAGCGUUUAAAAAGAUAUUUGCAUCCUAAUUGUAGAAUUUGUGGAAAAGAAUUUCCUUCAAGAUUGGAAUGGAUUGAACAUCGCUUAACACCUGAACAUUUAAAGAAACUGCAUGAAGAAAGAGAGAAAGCUCGUGGCGGAAAAGAUGGUGAUGAAGUCACUGAAGCUGCUGACGAAACUGAAACUGCUGAAGAAACUGAAGCAGACCAAGAUAUUAAUUUGGAACCUUUGCUUGAUGAGCCUCUGCAGAUGGAAAAUGAAAAUCCAAUUUUUGAACUUGAUGAAGUUCUUGAUGGGCUACAAAAUCGUAUUCCUGCUUAUAAGCCAGAUAGAGCAGUGUCUUCAAAAAGUCUUAAGCCAUUCAGUGGGUUUGUGUGUGACCUUUGUCACAGAAGUUUUGUUGAAGAACAAGAUGCUCAAGAUCAUUUAAAAACUAGACGGCAUUACUAUACAUUUGUUGGGGCUCUUAAGACUCAGUUUGAUAGGAGGGAGAGGAAGCGCAAGGCGUCUGAAGAGAGAGAAAAGAAAAAACGUGAAGAAGAAGCUAAGAAGGAAGCAUCAGAACAAAAUGGAGAAAAUGAAGGAGCGGAAGAGGUUGAAGGUAAUGAGGAUCAGGAGAUGUAUGAUCCCGAGGAGCACACGGAAGAUGCAGAAGAAGGUGUUAAGGUUGAGGAUGAGAAUGGGGAUGGUGACGGGGAUGAUGUAGUUGAAGUUAAAGAAGAUGCAGAAGAUGCUGAAGAGACUGAAGUUAAAGAACCGGAACCAGAACCAGAGCCUGUACCUGAACCAAAACAGGUUAAAGAGGUUAAAGCUGAGCCUCCGUCGACUCCCAGCAAAGCUACUCCAAGGAAGGCUGCUGUUAGAAAUGGCGCUGGUCCAAAAAGCAAGAGACUACGCAAAUAAAACUGGUCACACAGUUUAGAAACACUCUUAUCAGUUUUGCAUCUGGUAGUUUUCUGAAAGGGUGUUAACAUAAUAUAUUAUCUAUACUUUUUGACUUAUAAUUUUUAAUAUUUUUGUAUUUCCAAGCAAUUACUGUUUAGUAUGCUUUUUAUUUAGAUAGAUGUCUAUGUAUUUUGAAUUAACUAUGGUAGGAUGUCUCUUCAAUGUAUCACUAUAAUGUAUUUCCUAUUUUAUGUACCGAUCGGUGUAUUUACUUUUAGUAGUUUGAUAAAUAAACAAUCCUUAGGUAAUAUAUGAAAAGACUCACUUAUAUUAACUGAAUUGUUUCCACUUAUGGAAUAAAUGCUAUCUGGUGA